AUGCCCGGCACUGGCGGCGAGGAGGCUCUGAGGCAGCAGUACGUCCUCGGCGAGGAGAUCGGUAGCGGCCGCUUCGGGAUCGUCCACCGCUGCUACUCCGCCGCCACGGGGGAGACCCUCGCCGUCAAGUCCACGCCCAAGGCGCCGCUCCGGGACAAGUCCGACCAGCUCGACCUGGCCCUAGCCGAGCAGGAGCCCAAGGUGCACCUCCUCGCCUCGGCGCCGCCCUGCAGCGCGCACGUGGUCGCGCUCCACGCCGCCUUCGAGGACGCCCACGCCGUCCACCUCGUCAUCGACCUCUGCGACGGCGGGGACCUCUUCUCCCUCAUCUCCGCUCGCGGCCGCCUCCCCGAGCACGAGGCCGCCGGGAUCGCGGCCCAGCUUGCCUCUGCGCUCGCGGCCUGCCACCGCCGCGGAGUCGCGCACCGGGACGUCAAGCCCGACAACCUCCUCUUCGACGCCGCCACGGGCGCGCUCAAGCUCGGCGACUUCGGCUCCGCGGAGUGGUUCGGGGACGGGCGAGCGAUGGCGGGGCUGGUCGGCACGCCCUACUACGUGGCCCCCGAGGUGGUCGCCGGGAGGGAGUACGGCGAGAAGGUGGACGUGUGGAGCGCCGGGGUGGUCCUCUACAUGAUGCUCUCCGGUACCGUCCCCUUCUACGGCGCCACCGCGCCCGAGAUCUUCGCCGCCGUGCUCCGCGGCACCCUGCGCUUCCCGCCGCGCGCGUUCGCGAACGUCUCGCCCGAGGCCAAGGACCUCCUGCGCCGCAUGCUCUGCAGGGACGUCUCCCGGAGGCUCUCCGCCGAGCAGGUCCUGAGGCAUCCAUGGAUUGUGAGCCGUGGGGGGAAUGCAGUGGCGGACUGAAACUGAAGAACACGCAUGCGCUCCACCUGAUAAAUCUCUUUCCAUGUUAAUUUCUUCUUACCGGGUAUGGAGAGUGGCGGUGCCGGAGUUUGGUAGAAAUAGUGCUAGUAUCUCCGUGAUCCUUUAGGUCGGAUCUCUCUCGUGAAGCUUGAAUUGCAGAAGCUUGCACCUGAGGUCUGUUCGUCAUAUUUGCUCUGAAUCUUCAGUCCUUGUGCAGCCUUGUUCGGUUUUUCUAGCUGAAGAAGUUAGGGGUUUGUAGGCAGACUUUGUUCAGGUGAAAAUGGAACAGAGAAUCUGGAUGUUUUUGCACAGUUCA
Molecule: messenger RNA, 1180 nt
Organism: Lolium rigidum
Lineage: Eukaryota; Viridiplantae; Streptophyta; Magnoliopsida; Poales; Poaceae
Product: phosphoenolpyruvate carboxylase kinase 2-like
Exons: 1
Coding region: 1-864 (287 amino acids)
Biological process (GO): intracellular signal transduction; protein autophosphorylation; peptidyl-serine phosphorylation
Cellular component (GO): cytoplasm; nucleus
Molecular function (GO): calcium/calmodulin-dependent protein kinase activity; calmodulin binding; ATP binding
Source: RefSeq, a predicted model, not a curated record